AUGAACAAUUUAGAUAAUGACCAGAUUCCUCUUUCCACCUUCGCACUUACUUCGAAACAACUAGAACAAAUCCUAGAACAGCGAAACAAUAAUGGACUCCUUAGCCUCCGGCAAUUACUUGAUGGCUUACAGACCAGUAUUGCAUCCGGCAUAGCCGGAGACGAGGCGGAUAUCCGCCGCCGGCGAGCAGCGUUUGGGACCAACAACGUUGUCGUCUCCGAACAUCAACCGCCUAGUGGCUGCACCUUCCAUGAACUUGUCUGGGAAGCGCUGAGAAACUCGACGUUUGUUCUCCUUGUUUGUUGCGCCGCGCUUUCUACUGCCAUUGGGGUUCGGAGAAAUGGGGCUAAACAAGGAUUUCGCGACGGCGCUAUGUUUUUCCUCGCCAUAUUUCUGUCCCUCCAUUUCGGAGCGGUUUUUAAGGUUGUCAAGGCGAAGUGCGUGAUUAAGAAGAGAUGGUGGAAGCGGAGAAACGUGGGACUGGUUAAGGUGAUUCGACACGGGGAGCAGCUUCAAAUCCCCGCGUCCGAGGUAGUGGUCGGCGAGGUUGUUUGCUUGGAGCCCGGGGACGAAGUCCCCGCCGAUGGGAUUUUCAUCAGAAAAAGCGGCGGCGGCAGUAAAACCGCCGUGUUUACAGGCGAAAAUCCGGCGGAGGAGGGUUUGAUGGUGGUUACGGCGGUGGGGAAGAACACGGAGAGGGAGAAGCUGUUGAGACAAUCAAGAAAACACCAAAAUCCACACUCAAAAUGCUCCAAAUUCGAGUGCGAAAUCGAAAACAUAAGCGUUGUCUUGCAGAGAACAUGGCUAUCCCUGUCUCUCCUCAUGCUGGCAGUUCAAGCAGUGAGGUGCUUUGUAAAGAAAUCAUGGUGCGAACAGAACCCGAACCCUGGAAAGGGCGUGAAGAACACAGUGGAGGAGAUGAUGAACGAGACCACAAGAAUCCUGGAGAAAAUCGGCGGCGCCGGCGCCGGCAAUAACUCCGGGCUGGUAUCUAAGCUUUGCGUAUUGCUUCUUGCAUUGGGAGAUGGAUUACCUCUCGGCAUUUUCAUAACUCUCUCGUAUGCGUCCAAGAAAAUGAAGAAAUAUUACGGAGCCACAGCCUGUAAACUCCCCGCCUGUGCUACAAUCGGCUCAGUCACCACAAUCUGCGCCACCAAAACCGGCGAUUUGGAGCUCCACCCCACAUCCAUGGCGGAUUUAUGGAUAGGGUUCAAGAAAAUCAAGAAUCCCACGUCAGGAGAAGUCGAGAAUUGCCUUCUUGACAGAUUGCGCCAAGGGAUUUUGAGGUGCAAGGACGAGGAUGAUGAUUCUCUUGUUUUCUGGGCAGAAAACGUUGUUGGUCCCAUGGAUCUAAUUGAAGAAGAAGAAGACUGGAAAUCUCUACCUAGGACGAUGAAGCUGGAGAGGAAGAAAGAGGGCAACAUCCUGGUAAUCCACUGGAAAGGAGACGCAAAGUUGAUUCUAUCAAUGUGUUCUCACUAUCAUGGCGUGGAUGGAGCCAUGCAAGCUCUAGAUGAUCAACAAAAGACUCAUUUCUUCAACCAAAUACCCAAAACCUCUACCCUCCGGCUCGUGGCGUUUGCUUACAAACAACUAAAACUACAGCAAACUGAAGAAGAAGAUGAUGAUGGUGGAGAGAAUAUCAAUGAAUUGAUAAUGGAGGAGGACAAAAAUGGUGGACUGGUUUUGUUAGGUAUUGUGGCGUUAAAGAACCCAUAUGGAGUUGAGCUGAGACAUGCAAUCGAAUCGUGUCGAAAAUCAGGCGUGAAAUUGAAGCUAAUGGUUGAAGAUAACAUCAAGACUUCAAGAAUAAUGGCUUCCCAUUCUGGACUCAAAGGAGCUGUGGUUAAAGGGAUUAAUAUGAUUGAUGAGAGUUGUGUGUUUGCAGAUUCUUCUCCGGCGGACCAAUUGCUUCUGAUUCAGCGGCUGAGACAAAAGGGGGAGGUGGUGGCAUCCACCGCCGGCGCCACUUCCGUCCGACACCUCCCGGCGUUACAAGAAUCCGACGUUGGGAUUUUCAUGGGAGAAGAAUCAUUGAAAUCCACGAAGAACCCAGAUGCAGAUAUUACAAUCAACGGCGUAAACUUUGGGAAAAUCUUUGAAAUAUUAAUGUUUGGAAGGCACAUUUGCAGAAACCUUCAAACCUUCAUAGAACUGCAGCUCACUCUCAACAUCACUGCCUUCACUGUAACUUUCUUAGCCCAAAUCAUCUCCAAUGACGAUGAACCGCUGACGGCAUUUCAGAUUCUCUGGGUAAACCUCGUCAUGGACACUCUGGGAGCCUUUUUCUUGGCGAAAUCAACCUUGGAAAAUCCGAAUUUUCCCAGAAUUCUUCAAGUGUUAAGUGUCGUAAACAUGAACACCAAGAUAAACGUGGCAAUCCAAUCUUUGUUUCAAGUCACCCUUCUCCUCACCCUUAAUUUCCUCAACAAGCGCGAUCUGAUCUUCCAUUGCUAUGCGCUAUUGCAAGUUUUUGUGUUAAUAGCGAAGAUUUUAACAACGGCGGCCGACACCGGCGGCAAAAGCUGCCGCAGGUUAACGUUGUUGGCAUUUUCAGUACUGCUAAUCUUUGUGUCUCUGCAGGUGGCGAUGAGUGAGAUCACGGCCGCCAUUUUCCACUGCCAAAAGCUGGGGUUCAAGCAAUGGGUGAUUUGCGUUGGAAUUUCGUUCUUAUCUGUUCCCAUAACAUAUGCAGCAAACUUGAUUUCUGCCAUCAAAAUAAUGGUUUAA
Molecule: messenger RNA, 2730 nt
Organism: Ipomoea nil (Japanese morning glory)
Lineage: Eukaryota; Viridiplantae; Streptophyta; Magnoliopsida; Solanales; Convolvulaceae
Product: calcium-transporting ATPase 12, plasma membrane-type-like
Exons: 1
Coding region: 1-2730 (909 amino acids)
Cellular component (GO): intracellular membrane-bounded organelle
Molecular function (GO): P-type calcium transporter activity; nucleotide binding
Source: RefSeq, a predicted model, not a curated record